Messenger RNA from Dama dama (fallow deer), 2043 nucleotides. RefSeq names its product chromosome 17 C4orf17 homolog (gene C17H4orf17). NCBI's taxonomy places the organism in Eukaryota, Metazoa, Chordata, Mammalia, Artiodactyla, Cervidae. The record is from RefSeq and is a predicted model, not a curated record. The coding region runs from base 132 to 1190 and encodes 352 amino acids. The transcript is spliced from 8 exons.
GAACCCCUUGUCUGAACGAUUGUCAUGCUAUGAUUUCAGGGUCUGAGCACCUCUGGAAGUGAGGUUAACAAGGUACACUCCAAGACCUUUUGUGGCAACAGCAGAGAGGAGGAAACCAACACUCCGUGAACAUGAGCCUCAAAUCCCCAAUGUCUGCUCCUCAGAUUGAGAGCAAAGGCAGCCAUAUUUCAGCUAGAAAUGGAAGCUGUUUUCUAGCCAGGCACACUCCUCAUCCCAGAAGGGUCUGCCACAUCAAAGGUUUGAAUAACAUUCCAAUCUGUAAUGUGAAUGAUGAUGAGAACUCAUUCAGAACAUUGUGGUGUGUUGGCCAGUCCCACCACUCACAGAAAGAUGAGAUAUCAUAUGCCAGAUGCAGCUACCCACCCAGUGCUGUGGCCACGGAGAGCCCCGUCAGAGGAGUCUCGCCAGCCCUUAACGGGGUCAAAGUGCCCCCACGGCCUCAUUCUGAGCCCUGUCGAAAAGUCAAGGAGUGCUUCAAAACUUCCAGUGAUAAUCCCUUAGUAAUUAAAAAGGAUGAAACAAAGGUAAAAAAUCCACCAUCGACUCCAAAGGCAUGCUCUACUGCUAGUUCUUCUUCUUCAGAGGUGACGAGUACUAAGACUGCCAUCAAAGAGAACACCAUCUGCAUACCAAACUAUCUGGAUCAGGAAAUCAAAAUUCUGGAAAAGCUCUGUAACAUUUUACGCACUGAUUCUCUGGCAGAAGUUCUACAGUGGCUGCUUCAUGCAAAUUCAAAAGAAAAGGAGUGGGUCUCAGCUUUGAUUCAUGCUGAACUGGCUGAGAUAAACUUGUUAACUCGCCUCAGAAGAAACACCUCAGCUGAACCAGCAGCAGAGACUGGGAAGCCACCCAAAGUUAAGUCACCCUCAAAUUCAUCAGCAAAAUCAAAGGUGCCAACAAGUUCUAGGGAAGAACAUCAACAGAGGAGAGUGUCAAGUCAAGGAUCUGAAGAAAAUAAGGAAGUACUGAAAGAGGGCAAGCCUCCAUUGUUUAUAAGAAGAAAUCAGAUGAAAAUACCUGUUGCAGAAUAUUUCAGCAAGCCAAAAUCUCUUCCAAGGCCUAAAACUCAGGAGAGUACAUCAACAAAGCCAGUGUCAGCAAGGAGUACACAACAAGGAUAUAAUCUCUCUGCCCAAAGAGCAUUUUAUCCUGUAACAUACCAAAGGUAGAAAUGGUAUGCUGGGCCAAACCUUUCAGAAACACAAGUUUCACUUUGUUAGGACAUCAAUUAUGAAAAACACAUUUUUGGUAUGGAGGAAUCAACAGCUCCUCUAUAUGGUGGUACAUGUAAAUCUCAAAGCAACUGUAUAUAAAGCUACUAAAUAAAUAUUAAUGGAAAUAUUUCUAUUUGUAGUUAAUUAGUACCUUGUAUAAAAGAAAUGUUUGUUUAUAUACUACAUUUCUAGUCUGGGGCUACUAUUAAUAUUAGUACGUAAGCAUUAGACUCUGAUACUAGAAAAUUCAUCCAUAAUCAGAAUUUAGGCAAUUUCAAUUCAACACUACUCCAAGCUCUGAUAGAAAAUCAACAAUAAUAAACAAAUUUUAACAUCUGAGCUACUUCUCACAAUGUAUUGUGUUCAAUAAUGUAGGACUAUUGAAAAAACCAUUUGUUAAACAGUUGUAACAAGUGUCAUAAGUUAGGAACAAUUUUUCUUUUUGUGAGGAGGUGAGCAUUCUUCUAAUAGUCCAACUUAUGAGUCAGAAAGGAACUACUGCUGCUAGUUCCUUUCUAUUCACUGCUAAUUGUGAAUGAUAUUAACAUAUUUCCUAAUAUUGAACUUUUGGUAUUUUUAAAAUAAACCACUUUAGGGCCAUGCUGACCUGCCUCUUGAGAAAUCUAUAUGCAGGUCAGGAAGCAACAGUUAGAACUGGACAUGGAACAACAGACUGGUUCCAAACAGGAAAAGGAGUACGUCAAGGCUGUAUAUUGUCACCCUGCUUGUAUAUGCAUGAGUACAUAUAUAUGCAGAGUACAUCAUGAGAAAUGCUGGGCUGGAGGAAGCACAAAACGGAAUCAAGAUC